CGACGACGACGCGCGGCCUGUUGGGGUUUUCUUUGAAAGUGAAAGCGCCCUGGGCGCGCAGAGGCAGCGGGAAAGGCUUGCGCGGCUGCGUUAGACGGGAGGGAGAAGGGGGAGCGGAGGGCGGAGAUUGCAAGCCCCCCCCCCCCGCGCGCACUCAGGGCGGGCUCGGUUUGUUCCUGUCGCUGAGAGGAGGCGGAGGGAUUCUCGCUGAGCCGCCUUCGCCGCCGCCGUUUCCUGACGCGAAGGGACUCGGGGAUCCUGGAAACUGGCGGGGUGAUGUGUUUGGGCCGGGGGGCGGCGGCGGCGCUUUUGCUGCUGCCGCCGCCUCUGUUGCCGCUGGAGAAAGGAGGCGACGACGACGAAGAGGAAGAGGAGGAAGACAAGGGGGCUCGGGCCAGGGGGGGCCGUUGCCCGGCGGGCCCGGGCUUGGGGGGGAGACGGAUGCCGCGGAGCAGCGCGCGGCUGCGGGGUGUAGUUGUUGCUGCCGCCGCCGCCGCCAGCGAGGGGAAGGGUCGGAGAGGCCGAGCCGGAGAAGGAGCGGAGGAGGCAAAGAUCAGGAGGAGCCGCCGCGGCAGCAACAGCAGCCCUGAAAUGUCUUCCCCUCUCCUCCAGCGGCCAUGUUAACCACCAGGAAACCUUCUGCCAGUGCUGCCGGGGCCGCGGGAGCCGGCGGAGCCGCGGCUGCUUCGUGCCCAGCCGCAGGCAGCCGGGGAGGAGGCGACAGCGCCCGCCAGUUCCAGUCUUCCCCGGGGAUCGGGGCCGGAGGGGCCUCCCGGGCGGGCGCGGGGACCGGGCCGCCAUCCCCCAUCGCUUUGCCGCCGCUCAAGCCCAGCAGCGCCGCCCACACGGUUGGUGGAAAUAAGCACACAAUGAAUGAGCACCUACAUGUUGCCAGUCACGGGCAGAUCCAGGUUCAGCAGCUGUUUGAAGACAACAGCAACAAAAGGACCGUUCUGACGACGCAACCAAAUGGGCUUACAACAGUAGCGAAGUUGGGAUUGCCAGUGGUGCCAGACAGACAACUGGACAGUGCUCAUAGGCGGCAGGGGAGCUCCAGCUCUUUGAAGUCUACAGAAGGGCCAGGGAAGGUGAAAGCCUCCCCCAUGAUGCCAGAUCAAGCAAUGAAGCAAUACAUGCAAAAACUAACAACCUUCGAGCAUCACGAGAUCUUCAGCUACCCUGAAAUAUAUUUUGUGGGUCCAAAUGCGAAAAAGAGGCAAGGUGUAGUUGGUGGUCCAAACAACGGGGGAUAUGAUGACGACCAGGGAUCAUACAUGCAAGUUCCGCAUGACCAUGUGUCCUACAGAUACGAGGUCCUGAAGGUUAUUGGGAAAGGAAGCUUUGGGCAAGUGGUGAAGGCCUACGAUCACAAGAUGCAUCAGCAUGUGGCCCUGAAGAUGGUGAGGAACGAGAAGCGUUUCCACCGUCAAGCUGCAGAAGAAAUCAGAAUCCUGGAACACCUUAAAAAGCAGGACAAGGAUAACAACAUGAACGUGAUCCACAUGCUGGAAAACUUCACAUUCCGCAACCAUAUCUGUAUGACAUUUGAGUUGCUGAGCAUGAACCUUUACGAGCUCAUCAAGAAAAACAAAUUUCAGGGCUUCAGCCUGCCCUUGGUCCGCAAGUUUGCCCACUCUAUUUUGCAGUGCUUAGAUGCUUUGCACAAAAACAGAAUAAUUCACUGUGACCUUAAACCAGAGAACAUUCUGUUGAAGCAACAGGGUAGGAGUGGCAUUAAAGUGAUUGACUUUGGCUCCAGCUGUUACGAGCACCAGCGUGUCUACACUUACAUUCAGUCACGUUUCUACCGCGCUCCAGAAGUUAUCCUCGGUGCUCGUUACGGGAUGCCCAUAGACAUGUGGAGCCUGGGCUGCAUUCUAGCCGAGCUCCUAACAGGCUAUCCCCUCUUACCAGGGGAGGAUGAAGCGGAUCAGCUGGCUUGUAUGAUAGAACUGCUGGGGAUGCCUUCUCAGAAAUUGCUGGAUUCAUCCAAAAGAGCAAAAAAUUUUGUGAGUUCUAAGGGUUAUCCCCGAUACUGUACCAUUACUACCUUGUCCGAUGGUUCUGUGGUGCUCAACGGUGGCCGUUCCCGGAGGGGCAAAUUGCGCGGCCCUCCAGAGAGCAGAGAGUGGGGGAGUGCAUUGAAGGGAUGUGACGACCCUCUCUUCCUUGACUUCUUGAAACAGUGUUUAGAGUGGGAUCCUACUUUGCGCAUGACGCCUGGUCAGGCUUUGCGGCACCCCUGGCUAAGGAGACGUUUGCCAAAGCCUCCAACUGGGGAGAAGACAUCAGCGAAAAGAAUAGCAGAAAGCACUGGUGCUAUCACGUCAAUUUCCAAGUUACCUCCUACUUCAAACUCAGCAUCAAAACUGAGAACUAAUCUGGCACAGAUGACUGAUGCCAAUGGGAAUAUUCAGCAAAGGACAGUGUUGCCAAAACUUGUUAGCUGAGUUUGAAUAAUCUGAUGCUGAUAAAAAAAACAAAAACAAACAUUAUGUCACUGAGCCUUACUCAUAUAAAAAGUAGCUCAGAUUUCUAUUUUUAUUUGCUCGGUAACUUCAAACAUUUGUAUUUUUUCAGCACUCACUUUAAAUGUGUAAGAAAAGUUGGUUUUGAUUUUAUAUAUAUAUAUAAAAAUAACAUGGGGACAAUGCUUUAAGUUUUUAUACUUUUUUAAAAAUGUUUUUUCUUCUAAACAACAGUUAGCCUUACUAUGGGAAAUUAGUGUGGCACAAUAAGUCUCAGUGGCAGGCCACUGGUUGCAACAUAACCAUCCUACAUUAUAGUUUGAUGGAGAGCAGGGUCUAUGUCCCUCUCCCAUCCCAUAGUUGAUACCGGCAUUUCUUGGAGUGAACUUUUAAUACUUUCUUAUUCCUGGUUUUUGUUAUAGCAGUAGAUUCCAGUCCUGCGAACAUUUACCUGCAUUUAUUUUUUUUUUGACGAUACAGAAAACAUUCAGGGGUACAAGUCAGACACUCUGUAUGACUCUUUUUAAGAAUUUGUAUCCAUAAGUAUGGAUAAUGAACAGAUUUCUACAUUAUACUUAUAAAUAUUUAUUAUAUAACAGUGAAAAAGUUGCAUCCGUAGAGGGCUUCCAUCAGGCGCAUUCACAGCAGCGCCUUGUGCUUACCCCAUAUCUCAAUUGGCUGUUUCCUGUCAGGUGUUCAGGGUUACUCUGAAUGCUAUGGAUCCUAGUGUACACCUGUACUGCCAUUCCAGCUUCUUUUAUACUGUGGGAAUAGACAAGAGUUUAACAGUUUCAGUAGCUGAGUCCUGCGUCAUCCUGUACAGCCUCUGUGUUACCCAGAAGGCUUGUCGGUUUGGUACCUCAAAUAGCCUUGGCUGUUCCUUCUGACUCCCAUUUCCAAGCUGUUAGGUCUUUUUGACAGAGGCAGCCAAUAUGAUAGGAGCUACCCUCUUCCUUCCACCAGGUUCUGUACUGUGCAAUUCCUAAGGCAACCUCCGGAUGGAUAACUAGCAUUCAUUUUUACCCUCUACUCUUUUUAUAGGCUGUGAAUAACUACUGCAAGGGGUAGCCAGUGCGGUGCCUCUCCCAGGUAUUGUUGGGCUGAAAUGCUCGUCAUCUAGGCGUGGUUGGCUGUGGCUAAUGGAGAUUGGUAAAUACCACCCCUGAACCACUGGGCUGUAUCAAAUUAGGCACAAAUGUAAUUUAGCUUUAGGAUUGGAGCCCCAUAUGGUGAUAUACACCUGUGCUUUUCCCCCCCUUUCAGUUCUGCCCCACUGAUUUCUAAAAGUGGCUUGCUAAAUUUGAAUAUGAAAGGGGAUGGGCAAACUGUGUUGAAAUGCAUUCUCCAUAAACAAUGGAGACAUACUGGAUUAUUUCUCUUGCUGAGAAUGGGUUCAGGCCCAAUUUAUUGGCUUGGCAAAAGUAUCAGGUGCGCUAAAACUCCGAAGGUUUGGCUCAGGACUAGUGCAGUCCCAACACCGCACAUGUGCACGGGUGGGCAGAUAACGUUUGUGCAACGCACAAUUGCCACGUUCACCAAGCCCUCACCUAAUAGUUCUCCCUCAAAUCAGCAGAAGCAUUUAUUAUUAUUAUUAUUUGUAUAAGCAUCCUUAAAUAUGAUUAAAAUGUUCUUCAGAAAUGAACUAGCACCCAUACUAGAAUGUUAGGUCAUGAUUUUUUAAAAAAAAAAGAAGAAGGAGGAAGGUGAAGAUGUGAACUCUAAAAUUUGUUGUAAUUUCUAAAGGCAAAGUCAUGCAAAUUGCAAUAAUUUAUGCAGAAUUUUAAGCAUUCAGAACCCAUGACAUGCACAUUUGUAUUCUACCCCCCCCAACACACACACAUACACUUUUGCUUGCUUAAAAUCACUUAGCCGUUUUUGCAUCGUCUAGGUAUCCUCCAGAUGUUUCUACAAAGUUCUCUUCCCCACCCCCACCCCAAGACUGUCAUAGGCUGGGUUCAUAUGACACACUAAGCCAAAUCUUGGUUUAGCAAGAUGGUAUGAGCUUAACAAGCAUCUGGAGAGGAGCUCACAGCCACUUCACUCCUCCCCAAUCCUUUUUGCUACCGCAAUAAGUAGUGUGUUGGUCAAACUGGGGCUCAGGGUUAAGCCAUACCUUGGCUUGGCUUAGCAUGGUAGCCAAAGGGAUUGGGGAUGGGUGAAGUGUUGGAGGCAACCUAAAAAGUCAUCCAGUCCAACCCUCUGCUCAUUAGGAAACGUGCUCCUACAGCAUCCCUGUCAGGUGGCUACCUAACCCAUGCUUAAAAACAUCUAACCAGAUUGGUAGUCUUCAGGCCCAAUCUGCCAGGAAAUUCUCCCCUAUAAUCUGUGCAAGAGCAUUAUAAUGGGGCUUGCACAAGAGAACAUCCUGGUGGCUUGUGCCUCUUGCCUCACAGACCAUUGUACCUUUAGAUCAAAGCAGCCUUCUGAGGCUGACAUUAUUUUGCUUUUUAUGUAACCUGCAUUUGGGAUUUUAAAAUGUAACUCUAAAAAGCAAUAUACUAUCUAACCAUUAGCGCUGUGCUGUGUAUUACAAUUGUUGUAGGAUACAUCUUUAAACACCUGUGUAUGCACAUCAGAUUUCCCAGAUGUGUGUACUGCUGGAGUGUUUAAACAUGUGCUCACAUGCAUGUUUGUUAUUAUUAUUUUGGCACCGCAUGCAUUUCAUGCUGAAAAUGCCUGUGUAACACCAGUAUUUCAUGCGAUAGUUGCAUUGUGUAGCACUGCCACCGACACCUGGAGAUACUACUUGAAUAUUUAAGGGGAUGUCUGUGAGACUUCUAGUAACCUGUGGAGUUGCAUCUCUUCUUCUCAUGCCCUUCGUAGUGGAACAUUGAGAUUUGUCAAAAGCCUUGUUAAAACAAGUAGAUGUGAUUGGUUUUUUAAAAUAAUAAUAAUAAUAAUAAAGAGCAAAUUAAGAGGUGAGACAACUUUAAAAACAGACUCCGUGUAGGAUGCGCUUUGUAACCCUGGUAUACUCCAAAAGCUUGUAUGGGGAGAAAAAUUAAAAGACAAUUACAGUUUUGUGUCGCACCAUGAGAGUUAAAGAAAAGUUUGAAGGAAUGAGUAGACAUAUAUGUGGAUUUUUCUGUUCAUUUGCAUUAUUAUCGCAGUGAUAGAUUGAUCUGGUCUAUUUCAGACACCUUUGACCUGCUCACAUAUUUCUCCUGUCCAAGA
Molecule: messenger RNA, 5642 nt
Organism: Zootoca vivipara (common lizard)
Lineage: Eukaryota; Metazoa; Chordata; Lepidosauria; Squamata; Lacertidae
Gene: DYRK2
Product: dual specificity tyrosine phosphorylation regulated kinase 2
Biological process (GO): peptidyl-threonine phosphorylation; peptidyl-serine phosphorylation
Cellular component (GO): cytoplasm; cytoskeleton; nucleus
Molecular function (GO): ATP binding; protein serine/threonine kinase activity; protein serine/threonine/tyrosine kinase activity
Source: RefSeq, a predicted model, not a curated record